This is a messenger RNA of Lactuca saligna, 822 nucleotides long. Lineage: Eukaryota; Viridiplantae; Streptophyta; Magnoliopsida; Asterales; Asteraceae. The record is from the annotation of a GenBank genome assembly.
AUGGGUUCUAUACAAAAGAAACCACAUGCGUUGUGCUUACCAGCCCCAGCACAAGGCCAUAUUAACCCCAUGCUAAAAGUUGCUAAAAUCCUCCAUUCCAAAGGCUUUGAUAUAACCUUCGUUAACACCCAGUUCAACCAUCAACGACUCGUCAAAUCUCAAGGCUCCAACGCCCUAAAUGGCCUCCCUUCCUUCUGCUUCGAGACCAUUCCUGAUGGCCUUCCGCCGCCACAGAACCCAGAUGAAACCCAAGAUUUCCCCACCCUAUGGAAGUCCAUGGAUGAAACUUGUCUGGGUCCGUUUAAAAGUCUGCUUACGAAAUUGAAUGCUUCAUCUUCACCGGUGACUUGCAUAGUUGCAGACUUAUUCAUGGGCUUCACCCUCGAUGCAGCCAAAGAACUUAAUAUCCCCGAGAUAGUCCUAUGGACCAGCGGUGUUAGUGCUCUAAUGUGUGUUCAUGAGCAGAACAAUCUAUUGGAGAGAGGUUUGGUGCCACGUGAAGCAUCGAGUUUUUUAGCAAAUGAGCAUUUAGAUACCAUGAUUGAUUGUGUUCCGACCAUGUCUGGUAUGCGUCUAAAACACUUGGCUUCAUUCGUUAGAGAGACCAGCCCUGGUGAUGAAUACAUGCUUGAAGGUUUGUGUUUACAAGCAGAGAGAGCAAAAAGAGCUUUUGCCAUUAUCUUCAACACCUUUUAUGAACUAGAAAGCGACCUUUUGGAUGCGCUUUCUUCAGUCUUUCCUCCAUGCUAUGGUGUUGGUCCGUUUAAGUUACUAGAGAAGGAAAGUGAUGAAUCUGUAGAGUUCAUCAAAUCAAAUCUUUGA